Molecule: messenger RNA, 795 nt
Organism: Amoebophrya sp. A120
Lineage: Eukaryota; Dinophyceae; Syndiniales; Amoebophryaceae
Source: the annotation of a GenBank genome assembly
AUGUUCACCAUGAGUUUCGAUUGUAACUAUCAUUGUGACCCAGACCCCCGCCCAUGUCCGCGAAUCCGACAUUCACGUUUGUGCCACGGAAAGGGCACUAACUUCAUGUGCAUUCUAUUUACGCGCGUUUGGGCAAAUUUAAUCUUUUUCUUUUUUCUGAUCAUCAUGCAGAAUAAAGGCGAUCACCUCGUCUCCCCUAUCACAUCUACUUCCCCCCCGUUGAUGUGUAUGUUAUCUCCUUCUUCCUACUAUCGCGAGUGGCUAUUUCAGAAGAACUUUUUCCAGCGGGCGGUGGGGCCGGACCUAAAGUAUGCAUGGAUGCGCCAGCUCAGUGUGAUCGUGGUUCAUCCUGUUUCUGUGCUGAGCAAUGGCGGGCUUCCGAAGAUGCGACAUCAACAUCACCCAUAUCCGCAAUGCUUCUACCUGUGCUCAAUGUCACGUCACAACUCUUUAAUGCCGAAGACCUAUUUUCAGGUCAGCUUACGUGUGUUGGUAAAAAUGGUAGGUGGUGCCCCUUAUGUUUUUCAUAUUGACCAGCAACAAGCACAACCGCUCUCAUGUCCUUGCUCUUUUUUACACGACACGAGCGCAUCUACUGGCGUUAAUGCUUCAACUGGCGUUUGAACCGAAAGCUCAAGCUCUGGCUUCCAGCCUGGCAGUGGAAUCUUCUGGCACGACAAGCAGUAGAGGAAUCGCCAUUUCGUCGUACAGACGGAGCAUGACGAGAAAGCGUAUUACGCCGCAGGAAAGCGCUCACAUCAUGUGCAGACAGGAAGAAGGAUAUAAUCGAUGACG